Diversispora eburnea is the source of this 4269-nucleotide messenger RNA. Lineage: Eukaryota; Fungi; Glomeromycota; Glomeromycetes; Diversisporales; Diversisporaceae. The record is from the annotation of a GenBank genome assembly.
AUGCGAGCAUUUAUUUCAAAUUCUUCACUUAAAAUUCGAUUAAGCCUCAACUCAUUUUUAAGUAAACCAGAUCAACCUUUAUUUAACUCCAUUAAAUUCUCACGUAAAAUUUCUACUAUUGAGAACUCUGAUAUUGAAAAACAAACAAAUUCAAGCCAAAAUGUACAAAAAACCAUUAAUGCUGCAGGAGUAGAAAUGAUACCAGAUUGGCUAUAUAAAAUUAUUUUCCCAAGUGAUACGCGAGAUUGCCCUAAGGAUAUGGAUAAUUACUUCAAAGAUAUAUCCAUCAAUCAUUUGAAACAACAAGGAUUAUAUGGAAAAGAAACAGAAGAAUUUCUUCCCGUAGAACCUUUUGAUGUACCAAAAUUACGUGGAAAUUCAAUAGCCGAACAUUUUUGGACAAUAGGUGAACAACAAGCACAUUUUUGUAGAGAAUUAGCAAUACAAUUUGCUACUUGUGAAUUGCCAAAGAUGCCAGAGGAAAGUCAAUGGGAAUUAAGUGCUGGAUGGACUCGUUAUAAAGAAAAUGCAAAACCUGAACAUGUUGAAUAUCCAGAUGAAAAUAUUUUAUGUUUUGAUGUUGAAGUAUUAGUCAAUGAUAGUGAUUAUGCUCUUAUGGCUUGUGCGGCCUCUCCAAAUGCGUGGUAUGUUUGGUUAGCUCCACGACUUAUCAAAUAUAGAGAUGAUCAAUUAAAGAAAAAAUCUCAAGCUACCAAAAAAGGAAAGAAUUCCAAAGAUGUCAAAAAUGUCAAAAACGUCAAGGAAGUGAAGAAAGGAGCCAAUAUUAAAAGUACUAAAAGUACCAAAGAAUUGAAAAGUUCAAAAGAACGACAGAUUGGUUGUUUAAUUCCCAUGGGAAAUCUAAGUAAAGAAAGAAUAAUAAUCGGACAUAAUGUUGGAUUUGAUCGUGCGCGGAUUAAAGAAGAAUAUCAUAGAAUAAAAUCUUGUAAUAGAUUUAUAGAUACCAUGGCUUUGCAUAUGGCUGUAAGCGGACUUUGCACUCAACAACGUUCAUCCUGGAUGAAAUAUAAGAAAGCCGUGGAAGAAAAUAAUCUAGAAUAUUUAAAAGACGCGUCUCACUUUCAGCCGAUUUUUGAUGUUAGUUCAAUGAACAGCCUUCGUGAUGUAUGUAAAUUUCAUUGUGGCAAAGAGUUAGAUAAAACUCAACGUGAUUUAUUUGUUAAUGGAACCCUUCAAGAUAUUGUGGAUAAUAUGAGGAAUCUUAUCACAUAUACAGCAAAAGAUGUAUAUUCUACUCAUCAAGUGUUCAAAACAAUACUACCAAAAUUUUUCGAUGUUUGUCCACAUCCAGCGUCAUUUUCAGGAAUGAUUCAUUUGGGAGGUAUGUAUUUGACCACAUCUAAAGAUUGGGAUCGAUAUAUAGAAAAUGCGGAAAGAAUUUAUAGGGAACAAAGUGAGUCUAUUGAGAAAAGUCUUCAAAAGCUUGCAUAUCGUGCUAUUAAAUUGGUAAAGGAAAAGCCGGAACUGGCAGAGAGUGAUCCAUGGUUAAAACAAUUAGAUUGGACACCUGCGUCACCAAAAGCUAAAGUUGCCAUUGGAUUUCCAAAAUGGUAUCGAGAUAUUUAUGAUAGUAAAUUGAAUAAAUUGAAGAUUACUCCUAGAACCAGAGCUGCACCUCUUCUUUUAAGAUUAAAAUGGCAAGGUUAUCCAUUAUAUUACUCUAAAAUAUAUGGAUGGGUUUCGGCCAGUUCGAAACGUUUAAAUGGUUCUGAUGACGACUUGUUACCAAAAAAAGAAGACGCUAAUGAAAAUUUGAUACUCAAUGAAAAUUCAAUUCAAGAAAAUUUUUCAGCAGAAAAUAAUCAUGAUACUAGCAAAGAUUUAGAACAACCUCCUGUAAAUGAAAUUUAUGAAGAACAAUUUGCCAAUGAUGAAGAAGGAAUAUAUUAUCCAAUUCCACAUAAAAAUGGUGAAGGUAACCGUUGUGAAACUCCAUUAGCAAAACAUUACAUCACCUCAUUUGAGAAAGACGUUUUGAGUUCAGAAUAUGAAGAGGCUAAAGCGGCAUUGAAAAUGAAUGCAGCAUGUUCAUAUUGGAUAGGUUCUAGGGAACGGAUAAUGAAUCAAAUGGUUAUAUACAAAGAUCAUCCAGAAAUUCUUGAUAUGGGUUAUGAUUCAAACAAUGGAACGCCUGUAGGUAUGAUUAUACCACAAACAUUGACAAUGGGUACCAUUACUCGUCGAGCGGUGGAAAAAACCUGGAUGACGGCGAGUAAUGCAAAGGAAAAUAGGAUAGGAUCAGAGCUUAAAGCAAUUAUUCAAGCCCCGAAAGGAUUCAAAAUAGUUGGUGCAGAUGUAGAUUCGGAAGAGUUAUGGAUUUCCAGUUUGAUUGGCGACUCUCAGUUUGGAUUUCAUGGAGCAACUGCCAUGGGUUGGAUGACACUUCAAGGAACAAAAGCUGCUGGAACUGAUUUACAUUCAAGGACUGCCGAAAUAUUAAAAAUUUCUCGAUCCGAUGCCAAAGUAUUUAAUUAUGGACGAAUAUAUGGGGCAGGACUUAAAUUUGCAAUACAAUUGUUAAGACAAUUUAAUGAAAACAUUACUGAAGAAGAAGCCAAAGAUCGUGCAACCGAUCUAUAUUCUCAUACUAAAGGUAAUAAAUUCAGAAAGAGUCGGAAAUCAGAUGAUUUUCCUUCUUUUCCUUAUGAUUCGUUUUGGCAUGGUGGUAGUGAAAGUUAUAUGUUCAACAGCUUGGAAGGCAUUGCAACUUCUGAUUAUCCAAAAACUCCAGUAUUAAAAUGUGGUAUAACUGAUGCAUUAAGAAACCAUAUAGUCGAGAAAUCAUACAUGACAUCGCGUGUAAACUGGGUUGUACAAUCUUCUGGCGUAGACUAUUUGCAUUUACUUUUGGUAGCUAUGCAAUAUUUAGUGAAUGAAUAUAAAAUUGACGCGCGAUUCAUGUUAUCGGUUCAUGAUGAAAUAAGAUUUCUUGUGAAGGAAGAAGAUUAUGAAAGGGCAGCAUUAGCACUCCAAAUAAGUAAUUUUUGGACAAGGGCAAUGUUUAGUUAUAUGUUAGGAAUUAAAGAUUUGCCUAUUUCAAUUGCUUUUUUCUCGGCUGUUGAUAUUGAUCAUGUUCUUCGCAAAGAAGUAACGAUGAGUUGCAAAACAUUAUCACAUAAUACAGAAAUUAAGGAGGGCAUUUGUCUGACAAUUCAUGAUCUUCUCAAGAAAUUAAAUACUUUAGAAUUAGACAAAAAUAAAACUGGUAACACAGACAAUUAUGACAAUUCAAAUUCUAUUGAAAAUAGAUCAAUAAUCCCAGCCGAAUUCUCUGAAUCAUAUCAAAGAUCCGAUGAUAAUAAUAAAUUUUUAAUUAUACAAAGUAUAUCAGGUGAAGAAGAAGUCAAAGCUAAGAUACUCGAAUUAUAUGAAAAUGAAAUUGUCAAUCUUAAGAAUAGUAAGAAGUCAAAAUCAAAUAACAAGAAAAAACAUAUUUUGAAUGCAAAUGUGGGAGAUCAGAAAUCGGACAUCGAUGAAGCCGAUAAAUCGAAUGAUGCAAAAGACAAUAAACCCGAUAAAUCGAAUGAUACAAAAGACGAUAAAUCGAAUGAUGCAAAAGAUGAUAAAUCGAAAGACGAUAAAUUGAAUGAUGCAAAAGACGAUAAAUCGAAUGAUGCAAAAGACAAUAAGCCGACUUCUUCUCACGAUACAAAUGAUAAAAAAAGAAAAGACGAGCAUGAAACGAAUAACGACCAAGCACUAUCAAAUAUAAAUAUUACUCAUGAUCCGUAUUUACAAUCAGAACAACCAGAUACUAAGGAUGAUUAUUUGGUUCUGGAUCAAAUUCCUAGAAAAAGGCUUUUAAAAACACUUAAAAAAGGCAAAAGUACAAAAAAUGGGAUCAAAACCGUUAAACUCGACCCCGUUAAAAAAAGUACGACCAAAGCAAGUAAACCCGUUACAAAAAAUGAGAUCAAAACCGAACCCGUUAAAAAAAGUGCGACCAAAACAAGUAAACCCGUUACAAAAAAUGAGAUCAAAACCGUUAAACCCGAACCCGUUAAAAAAAGUGCGACCAAAACAAGUAAACCCAUUACAAAAAAUGCGACCACGGCUGUUAAACCUGUUAAAAAAAACGCGACCAAAACCGCUAAAACCGUUAAAAAAAUUGCCAAACCCACUACAAAAAAAAAAGACAAGAAAGAAAGUUCUCCACAUUCACUUUCUCAAGAUAAUAAUAAUGAAGAUGUACCAGAAUUUAUUUAUGGGUACUCAUUUCAUGCAGAAAAUUCUAAUGUAACAAACUAA